AGCAGAGAUCCCAGGAAGGUCUCACAGUGGGUACCACCCAGGCUGAAGCAGCAGGAACUUCCUCCCACAAGGCUGCCAUCCUGCCCACAAGAGUAGGGACUAGGCGCCAAUCAGAAAGAAGCCUGGCCCUGCACCCUGGGCAAGCAGGGUCGAGCAGACCCGAGAGCUACAGAUCUCACCCUGGCAGUCAUGGGAUCUGCGCCGCACCCGGGCUUCCUCCGCUGGCCUCGGAGCCCCCAGAUUCUUUCAUUUACUCAGUAGCUCCAGGAACAGAACUAAGAGAAGUCAGAAACAAAACAGCUAGACACAACAAAAAGCAGAAGUGGGUGCUCAGAGACUGACCGUCCCCGACGGGUCUGAACCGUGGCGGGUCCAGCCUGGCCUGUGUGUGGGAGAAAUGCCCCAAUUGACCUCAGCUGUGUGGCUGCCCAAAAUACUACUGCUGCUGCUUUUCUGGCUUCCAGGCUGUGUCCCUCUGCAGGGCCCCAGCACCAUGACAGGCGCUGUGGGGGAAUCCCUGAGUGUGCGGUGUCAGUAUGAGGAGAAAUACAAGAGCAACGACAAAUACUGGUGCAGACGCUCACUGCUGCCACUGUGUAAUCAGAUUGUCAAGACCAGACCUGGAAAAGAAGCUAGGAAUGGCCGAGUGUCCAUCAGGGACCACCCAGCCAACCUCACCUUCAUGGUGACCAUGGAGAACCUCACCUGGGAGGAUGCAGGCACCUAUAACUGUAGAGUGGAUGUACCAUUUAUGAAUGGCUCUCUCUUGGGGAUUGAUGACUCCUUCAAGGUUGUGGUGUCUGUGGUUUUAAAUAAACACCCAGCACCAACACAAGGGAUACUUCCGGUGCCCACCAGCCCGGCCACUAGCCUGAUCACCAGUCUGACCACUGAGGGUCCCACCCGAGGAUCCGUGAAGGAACACCAUGAGCAUCCUGGGUCCCUGAGCAUGAGCCUCCCGGUGCUGCUGUCCGUGUUAGCUCUUCUGCUGUUCCUGUUGGUGGGAACCGCUCUGCUGGCCUGGAGGAUGUUCCAGAAGCAUCAGUUCAAAGCUGAUAAGCAUCCAGAAGUGUCCCAGAACCUCCGGCAGGCUGCUGAGCAGAGCGAGUCCCAGUAUGUGAAUCUACAGCUGCACACGUUGUCCCUGAGGGAAGAGCAGGCACCACCAAGACAGGUAGAGGUGGAAUACAGCACAGUGAGAUUCCCCCAGGAAGAGCUCCACUAUGCAUCCAUGGCAUUUGACUCAGAGAGGCAGGAUUCUCACACCAAUGGGAAUUCCCCACGGCCACCUCAGAACACAGAAGCAGAGUACAGUGAGGUCCGGAAGCCCAAGAGAAAGCCUCUCUGACCCUCACCUGUGACUCCCUGUCACCUGAUCCUCUCAAUGGUGACCACCACAUUCCUGAGCUGCCUACAGGCUGCUGCCCUCAAUGUCAUGAGCCUAGCUGGCUUCACUCAAGAUGAGCAGGAACCAAGGCUCCAUGGGGACAGAGGCUUGUCCCCACUGGCUCUCUCCUCUUAGCCUGCAUUUCAUUCUACCUUUGGGUGUGGAAGACAUAGCCGCUGCAUCCCUUGGGGCUUUGGGAAGUGACAUGGUUCAUAGAGAAGGACACUGGUGUUAGCUUUGUAGUGUCCACCCAGCAGGGACGUCAGUGAUCUCUGGGGAAUGUGGAGAAACCGUGAAGAACCAUGAGAAUGUAAAGGAAGGGGAGUUGCAGAGGCACGAAACACCAGCUCCCCCAUCUCACAGAGAACCAAAGCCAAGCUCUGAGGGAGGAGCCUGGCCCAUGACUCCAAGGUCAGGGGCAUGUUCCUCUGGACUCCUAGGUAAAAGAUGAAAUAAAGCUUAAAACAUCUUCUUAAAGGAGAAGAAAGAAAACGACGUCUGUUAUAUGCCUGUGGCCCCAUAUUAAAGCCCAGCUUUGAAAUCAGAGGAGCCUUUGGGGUACAAUUGCUUGGGAAGGAUGUGACCACUGGGCUGGAGAGGGUAAGUUGUAACUGUUGCUCCCCCAUAGAACACACAACAGUGUUUUCUUACCAGGGUAAUUUUAAACUUGAAUCCAAAGGUGGCUGUGAGUGUUUCCAGCCCGCAGCAGCCACAGGGGCCUUGAAAACCACAUCUGAUGCAGUAAUUUUUCUUAGAACUUUUCAUAUUGCUCCAGAAGCAACUUCAAGGGUAAGACCUCUCCAAAGAGUGGAGAGGUGAUGGCUAUUGGUGAUUUCUGUAGAUGUCUUUUUAAAGACAGGAUCCUUUAUAGCCCAGGCUAGCCUUGAACUUGCUGUCUAGUCAAGGAUGACCUUGAACGUCUGAUCUUCUCACCUCUACCUCCCUAGUGCUGGGAAUAUCCACUUGGUGUGUACCAUUAUGCCCAUUAUUUGUGGUGCUGGGGAAUCUAAACCUAGGGCUCUCCCCAGCCUGGAUUGUUUAGAUUCCAGCUCAUGCACCCCACCCACCACAUGUGUAUGUGCUUGCGGUAUGCACACCCAUGAGCCAUCCCAGAUACUUCCCGCGCUUCUUGUACUGACGUUCUGAGACACAAAAGGGGAAGAAACAUACACGUGCAGAUGGUGCAUGCCCAAAGCCAUGCUCCACAGUGUCAGGGAAGUCUGGGGGGCAGCAGGGAUUGUGGGGAGAGCUCACAGAGCACUGCUGUGCUCUCGGCUCUGUUCCACGCCUCAGCCCCAAACCUACCAAUGACUCUUUCCACUUGAAAAAGCAGUGGGCACUGGAUUGUGCCGAUAGGGCUCAAGAGACUUAAGCAGGAAGUGGGGAGGCUGUGACCAAAAAUAGACUGCUGGAACCACAAACAGCGAAGGCACGUAGGUUUAGUCCGGCCACUAAACUAGACUGCCAACGAGGAGGGGUGGGCAGGGAAAGGAGAGCCCUACUUCCUGGUGUGAGUCAGCCAUGGUGGGAAGGCCCAAGUGCCAAGCGCCCAGCCAGAGCGCACUUAGUUUUCCUCCCAAGGACUUGUCUCUUCCUUCAUUUUCUUCUCCUUCUCCCGGCUCCUCGCUGUGUUGCCUAGGGCAGGUCAGCCCAAAGGCAGCUGCCAUUCAUUCAUUCACUCAUUCAUUUGCCCGUCAUUCGCCCAGCCAUCGGCUCAUCCACUCGCCCUUUUAUCCAUUUGCUCAUUUAUUCCACCAUCACUCAUUCAUCCCUCACUCAUUCAUCCCUUCGUUCAUCCAUUUACUCAAUGUAUUUCAUUCCCUCAUUGCAGAGCGUUCGGGGACCUUCAGUAAACAGAUGUAACAGAUGAUCAGAAAUGUUGACGGGGUUUUCUGUCCUGCCCAGUUCCCACAGUCGUUAAGUCUCAAAGAAAUCACACAGAGGUCUACAUUAACUAUAAACUGAUUGGCCCAUUAGCUCAGGCUUCUUUUUUUUUUUUAAGAUUUAUUUAUUAUGUAUACAACAUUCUGCCCCGAUAUUUGCCCGCACGCCAGAGGAGGGCACCAAAUUUCAGUACAGGUUGUGAGCCACCAUGUGGUUGCUGGGAAUUGAACUCAGGACCUCUGGAAGAGCAGCCAGUGCUUUUAACCUCUGAGCCAUUUCUCCAGCUCUUAUUACUUACUGUCACACUCCAAGGUCCCGCCUGGUUCUCCUGUCCAACAGGGGUUAAAAUUCAAUCUCUGUUCUGACGGGCUCAUCCAGGUGGAGACAUUUAUGAAGAGGAUCAUUGCGUAUAUUUAUUUGAUGACAAUAACUGUCUCCAAAGACUCUUUCCCAACCACAGCCUUGCACAAAAAUCAUGAUGAAUUUGCACAAAGAACCGCAGCCUUGCAGCAAGGCCACCCUUCCAGCCGUGGGCCCAGAAGCUGCCUGCUCAGCCUCAUGCUGACUCCGCCUUCAGUACUGAUCUUUGCAGGAGGACCCGAGCUUGUACCCAGCUUCUGUAAUCUCCCUCACCUUCCCAUUAACCCUUGUCUCCCUUUACUCUCUUGCUCUGUGGCACCUUGCAUCCCCUGUAGCACACAUGGGCCAUAUUGCAAUCUCAUCACACCCGACAAGUUCUUUUCUUACCUGCUCAGUUUAGCAUCUUCAUAUUACACUACCGGAGCCCCCACCCCCACCCCCCCCAGAGGGAGGGUGUUCUGGCUGGUUUUAUGUCAGCUCGACACAAGUCAGAGUCCUUUGGCAAGAGGAACUUCAGUUAGGAAAAUGCUCCCACCCGACUGGCCUGUGGGCAAGCCUUUGUACAUUUUCCUGACCGGUGAUGGAUGUGGGAGGGGCUCAGUUCACUGUGGGUGGUACCAUCCCUGGGCUGGGGGUCCUGGGUUCUAGAAGAAAGCUGAUUGAGCAAGCCACGGGGAGCAAGCCAGUAGCCAUCACUUCUCCAUGGCCUCUGCAUCAGCUCCUGCCUCACGCAGGCUCCUGCCCUCCUGAGUUCCUGUGG
Messenger RNA from Alexandromys fortis (reed vole), 4391 nucleotides. RefSeq names its product CD300a molecule (gene Cd300a). Gene Ontology annotation, cellular component: plasma membrane. The record is from RefSeq and is a predicted model, not a curated record. The transcript has 7 exons. Gene Ontology annotation, molecular function: transmembrane signaling receptor activity. The coding region runs from base 398 to 1348 and encodes 316 amino acids. NCBI's taxonomy places the organism in Eukaryota, Metazoa, Chordata, Mammalia, Rodentia, Cricetidae.